UGAAAAUACUUGCAUUCUUGCUAGUAACGUUGCAUUUCAUUCUCAAAGGUCUCCUGCUUAGUUCAACACUCAUUCUAUCCGGACAAAUUUCUCAUCUUCUUAUCUUUGCAACUCUUUAAUUUGUUUUCACAAAAAAAUGGCCGACGCUUUGCUUGGAGUUGUGUCUGAAAAUUUGACGUCUCUCCUUCAAAAUGAAUUUGCAACCAUUUCUGGAAUCAGGUCAAAGGCUCGAAAGCUAUCAGACAACUUAGUUCACAUCAAGGCUGUUCUUGAAGAUGCUGAGAAGAAACAAUUCAAAGAACUCUCUAUUAAGCAAUGGUUACAAGACCUCAAAGAUGCUGUUUAUGUGCUCGGUGAUAUCCUUGAUGAGUACUCGAUCGAGUCUGGUCGACUGAGAGGAUUUAACUCUUUCAAACCAAUGAACAUCGCGUUUCGCCAUGAGAUCGGUAGCAGGUUUAAAGAGAUUACAAGGAGGUUAGAUGAUAUUGCUGAAAGUAAGAACAAGUUUUCUCUACAGAUGGGUGGAACUCUUAGGGAAAUCCCAGAUCAAGUAGCUGAAGGGCGCCAAACCAGCUCCACCCCUCUUGAAUCAAAAGCAUUGGGAAGAGACGAUGAUAAAAAAAAGAUUGUCGAGUUUCUUCUCACCCAUGCGAAGGACUCUGACUUCAUUUCUGUCUAUCCCAUUGUUGGUUUAGGUGGUAUUGGAAAAACAACUCUUGUUCAAUUAGUCUACAAUGAUGAUCGCGUGAGUGGCAAUUUUGAUAAAAGAAUUUGGGUUUGUGUUUCUGAGACUUUCUCCUUCGAGAGGAUUUUGCGUUCUAUUAUAGAAUCUAUCACAUUAGAGAAGUGUCCUGACUUUGACUUAGACGUAUUGGAAAGAAAGGUGCAAGGAUUGUUGCAAGGGAAAAUAUAUUUGUUGAUUUUAGAUGAUGUGUGGAAUCAAAAUGAUCAAUUGGAAUCUGGGUUAACACCCGAUAUAUGGACUCGUUUGAAAUCUGUUUUGUCAUGUGGAUCAAAAGGUAGUUCCAUUUUAGUGUCAACUCGUGAUAAGGAUGUUGCAACAAUCAUGGGAACAUGCCAAGCUCACUCUUUGUCUGGUCUCUCUUACAGUGAUUGUUGGUUGUUGUUCAAACAACAUGCAUUUAGACAUUACAGAGAAGAGCAUACAAAGCUUGUGGAAAUAGGAAAGGAGAUAGUAAAGAAAUGUAAUGGAUUGCCUCUUGCAGCAAAAGCAUUGGGAGGUUUAAUGGUCUCAAUGAAUGAAGAAAAGGAAUGGCGUGAUAUUAAAGACAAUGACCUUUGGGCUUUACCACAAGAAAAAUCUAUUUUGCCUGCUUUGAGGCUGAGUUACUUUUAUUUAACACCAACUCUAAAGCAAUGUUUCUCUUUUUGUGCUAUAUUUCCUAAGGAUAGAGAAAUCUUGAAAGAAGAAUUGAUUCAGCUUUGGAUGGCUAAUGGAUUAAUUUCAUCUAUGGGUAAUUUGGACGUUGAAGAUGUUGGAAACAUGGUUUGGAAGGAAUUGUACCAAAAAUCAUUCUUUCAAGAAAUCAAAAUAGAUGAAUAUUCUAGAGAUAUUUAUUUCAAGAUGCAUGAUCUUGUUUAUGAUCUCCUUCAUUCAGUAGUGGGGAAAGAAUGUAUGUAUUUGGAGGAUAAAAACGUUACUAAUUUGUCACGAAGCACACACCACAUUGGUUUUGACUACACAGACUUGUUAUCCAUCAACAAGGGUGCCUUCAAAGAAGUUGAAUCCUUGCGAACAUUGUUUCAGUUGAGUGAUUAUCAUCAUUAUUCCAAAAUAGAUCAUGAUUACAUCCCAACAAACCUUUCUCUUCGGGUUUUGCGCACAUCCUUUACCCAUGUGCGAUCACUAGAGAGUUUAAUUCAUUUAAGGUAUUUGGAGCUUCGUAAUCUUGUCAUAAAAGAGUUGCCUGACUCAAUUUACAACUUGCAAAAAUUGGAAACCUUGAAAAUAAUACGCUGUGAUAAUCUGAGUUGUCUUCCGAAACACUUGGCCUGCCUACAAAAUCUUAGACAUAUAGUCAUUGAAGAUUGUUGGUCUUUGUCUCGAAUGUUUCCUAGCAUUGGAAAAUUAUCUUGUCUAAGAACAUUAAGUGUGUACAUUGUUAGUUUAAAGAAAGGGAAUAGCUUGACAGAGUUACGUGAUCUAAAACUUGGUGGAAAACUGAGUAUCAAAGGCUUAAAAGAUGUUGGCAGUAUAUCUGAAGCUCAAGAAGCCAAUUUGAUGGGUAAAAAAGACCUUCAUGAAUUAUGCUUGUCUUGGGAAAGCAAUGAUAAAUUUACCAAGCCACCAACUGUAAGUGCUGAGAAAGUACUCGAAGUGCUUCAACCUCAGUCAAAUCUCAAGUGCUUGGAAAUAAAUUGCUAUGAUGGAUUGUGGUUACCAAGUUGGAUAAUUAUUCUUAGUAAUUUAGUUUCUUUUGAACUUGAGAAUUGCAACGAAAUUGUGCAGCUUCCGUUAAUUGGUAAACUACCAUCUCUAAAAAAACUGACAAUAUCUGGUAUGUAUAAUCUGAAAUACUUGGAUGAUGAUGAAUCUCGGGAUGGUAGGGAGGUGAGGGUUUUCCCAUCUCUGGAGGUACUCGACUUAUUUUGUCUACAAAACAUAGAGGGGUUAUUGAAAGUGGAAAGAGGGGAGAUGUUUCCUUGUCUUUCUAAGUUGAAAAUCUCCAAAUGCCCUAAACUUGGAAUGCCAUGUCUUCCAUCUCUUAAAUCCCUCGAUGUCGAUCCAUGUAACAAUGAGUUACUGAGAUCAAUCUCUACUUUCCGUGGUCUUACUCAGCUUUCCCUACUUGACAGUGAAGAAAUAAUAACAUCCUUCCCAGAUGGGAUGUUCAAAAACCUUACUUCUCUUCAAUCUUUGGUUUUAAAUUAUUUCACAAAUCUAAAGGAGUUACCAAAUGAACCCUUUAACCCAGCUUUGAAACAUCUGGAUAUCUCUCGUUGUCGUGAGUUGGAGUCCUUACCAGAGCAAAUUUGGGAAGGUCUUCAAUCCCUUCGAACUCUAGGAAUUAGUUAUUGUAAAGGAUUGCAAUGCUUGCCGGAGGGUAUUCAACACCUCACUUUCCUUAGGACUCUAAAGAUUUGGGGUUGUGAAGGAUUGCAAUGCUUGCCAGAAGGCAUUCAACACCUCACUUCUCUUGAGCUUCUGACUAUCGGUUAUUGCCCCACAUUAAAGUUACGAUGCAAAGAGGGAACAGGGGAGGAUUGGGACAAGAUAGCUCAUAUUCCAAAAAGAGAUAUUCGUGAGUUUUGAAUGGGAUUAAGACGCAAAGACGUUUACCCUUCAAUUAUAGUGAAAGAGAUCCAGAGUACAUGAAAUAUAUUUUACUGUUCAACCAGGAUAAAUGUUCUAAUUCAGGAAUCAAGAAGAAAAUAUAUUUGGUGUUUCUGCUGCUGGCUUGUCACAUUUCCGAAUAAACUUGCUAUGCCACUCCUGUUUUUUCACUAUGGUCUCCUAGUUAUGUUAGUUUCUCUUUGGUCUUUCGUAGGCUUUGGUUGUAUUGGUCUGAACACAUUUCGAAGAAUGAGCACAGGAGUACACAAGAUAUUUUAUUGAUCAACUUUGGGGUAGUUUACAAAUAAUUGUACAGAUUUUUAAAGAAUAUUGACAGUUGUCAAUGUAUGCACUAAACUCUUUGACCAACCUGUGAAGGAUUAAACAUUUUCUUGGUUGCAUAUUUGAUUUCUAAGUAUUUCUCAAGACAUUUAUCUUGAAGAAGAUGAAUCACUUGCUUUCUCAGUUUUUGUGUGGAAUGUCUACGGGUAAAAUUAUUGUGAGAAUUGGGCCAUAUCUUUAGAAUUGACGCUUUGCUUGUUAAUGCAACAAAUCAAAAAUCUUGGUUCAAGCUAUUAGCCAGACAUGUUGUGGAACAUAUGGAGAAGAUCUGUAAUGAAUGUUUUUAUGAUUGCUGAAGUUCCCCAUGAGUUGGUUGAGCUUCUACAAAAUACAACAUAAUUAUGAUUUUAUUUGAAACUUCAACCUGCUAUGUUUGGUAAAAGGUGAUGGUCUUUCAUGUAAGACAUGUUUAUGGAAGAGUUGGCAGUUCAAGUUUAAUCAGAGGAAACACCAAUAGUCAGAAUUGGCGAUGUGUUGUCAAGCAUAUUUUAAGAGUGAAGUUUGAGAUGUAGAAGAGUGAGAUGCUUGUCGGAGGGUAUUUGACACCUCAUUUCUCUCGAGGUUCUGAAUAUUCAUUGUCCAACAAUAAAGGAGCAAUGCAAGGAGGAAACAGGAGAGGAUUGUAACAAGAUAUCUCAUAUUCUGGAAUUACGCAUCAGUUGAUGAUAUGCCUCUCAUGUCUCUUGACUAUGGUUUCCUUGUUAUGCGAGUUUCUCUUUUGUCUUUAAUAGGAACCACUUGUUACAUAGUUGUUAAAACAUCUUUUGACUGAGGGAAUCCAAGAUCUACAUGUGUGUAAUACUCCGGAAAUGAGGCCCUGCGUUCAUCAUUGUUGCUUACCAAAGGGAGCAAUGUGAUGCUUAGCAUGUUACAACCAAAGACAGAAAAUCUGCAGAUAUGCUGCUGAAUCCCAACCAUGUUUGUGUCGGACAAUAUUAAUUGAUCAAGUUGUGUCCACUGCUUUUCCUGAAAGCAAGAGGAUGCUUCAGCUGAACCACAGAAACUAUAAGAGGUGCCAUUUAUUUCUCUUUGAACUAUGGCUAUUGUUGAAUGCGAGGAAUUGAGAUCCUUGCCAGAAGGUAUUUGACACCUCAUUUCACUUGAGUUUAUGAAUAUCCAUGGUUGCCUAAAAUUAAAGGAGUGUAAGGAGAGAACAGGCGAGGAAUGUGACAAGAUACCACAUAUACCAAAAAUUGUUUAUUGGAAUGAAGAAGACAUCUUUGAAUUGAUUUAUGUGAAACAUGUGAUUUUUGUCUCAGACGAAAUCAAUUAAAGAUGUCAACCUGAUGGGUCAGAUUAUCGUUAUCGCGUCUACACUUCCGUUGAUGCUGGUAUUGAUAUGGUUAUGGUUCUUCAUUUAUGAAAUAGUCCCUUCAUGUAUGAAAUAUUUAUGGAAAGUUGGAGUUACAAGUUCGAUCAGGGGAAACACCAAUAGCCAGAAUUGGUGAUGUUGUUGAGCAUAUUUUAGGAGUGAAGGUUGCUGCUGAAGAUUUCAAUUUCCUUUAACUGAUAUCUCUUUACUGGUUAUCGUUGGUUUCCAUAACAAAAGUGAUUCUUUAUUUUUCAAUAUCAACUAGUACUAAUGUUGCAGACAUAAGUGAUUCUUUA
This is a messenger RNA of Medicago truncatula (barrel medic), 5245 nucleotides long. Its product is annotated as putative disease resistance protein RGA1. The coding region runs from base 137 to 3274 and encodes 1045 amino acids. NCBI's taxonomy places the organism in Eukaryota, Viridiplantae, Streptophyta, Magnoliopsida, Fabales, Fabaceae. Gene Ontology annotation, molecular function: ADP binding. The record is from RefSeq and is a predicted model, not a curated record. The transcript has 15 exons.